Messenger RNA from Daldinia vernicosa, 2421 nucleotides. RefSeq lists its product as uncharacterized. The record is from RefSeq and is a predicted model, not a curated record. The coding region runs from base 104 to 2029 and encodes 641 amino acids. NCBI's taxonomy places the organism in Eukaryota, Fungi, Ascomycota, Sordariomycetes, Xylariales, Hypoxylaceae. The transcript is spliced from 3 exons.
UCAGCUACUCACUGUUACUACUAAGCUGUGGCAACUCUGUCAUUGGCCUACGUCGAACAAAGUCAGCUUCGUUUGUUCGAGUCUUCGGAAGGGGGAACACAAAAUGGACAUCCCAAGAUGCGCACCAAGGGAGCCGAGAGGCUCGCCGCCGGCCAUAUACAUCGAGGGAUCGAGCCACCUCGACCACUAUGCAGGCUCGGGCCGGUCUCAUAUGCAAUCGAGAUUCCAAUCCUCUCUAGCCUCUUCUACCCCUAUGCCGAUAUCUAACAGCCGCCGUCUUGCUGAAGACGAUGCACCGCCGCCACUACCUCCCCCGAAAUACUUGCCUGGGCUCGGACAGCCGGCUCCUACUCGACACGACCGUAUCCCUUCGAUUGAUUCCAAUGCAAGCUGGGAUAGUACUAGACAAGAGUCGGAGCAGGAUCGGCCUCCGUAUGGUAGAUCUGACAACGAUCGUGGGAUAGGACGGUCUCAUAGAGAUGAAGGCUAUCACAGUCUCAACUCCACCAUCUCGUCGUUAGGAUCCCAGGACUCUCUCCCUAAGAAACUCUUCAUGUCUCAUGACCAAUACCAAUUUAAUAGGCCGAAUAGCAACGACUAUGACAGCUCGUUGAUUAAGAAGCUGGAUUCGAGACGAACAUUUGACAACAGGACUCCGCCUCGACGGUCUGCUCUCAGUGCUUCCGUGUCAAACUUGACUGCACACGAGCAGCGUCUGCACACUCAGCUAACACCCCUUUCUCUUCCUAUUCGGCAGAGCAAUAAGUUGCUUAUCGAUUCCCCCGGCCGUUAUACGGAUACUCCCCCGCAGUCUGCACUCUCCCCACGUGGGCCUUCGUUCUACGGGGCUUCGAGUAGUGAAUAUCGUUCGCCUAUAGAACCUAUGGAUCUAGAUCGAUCGCCUUUUGCGCGAACGAGGAGGAAUAAUAGCGGUUCAUUACCUGAUGACGCAACGAUAUCCACGCACAGUAGCUACGACAAUGCAGACGAUAAUGACUUUGCGAUGGAGGAUAGGUCGCAAACUGAGGACUACAUGUUGCGGUCAGAGCACCAGGCCAUUGGGCAGAAGAGACGGGCGUCUUCACCGCCUGGGGAUGACGUUCCGAUGCAAGGCAUGUCCGGAUUAUGCGACCCAUUACGACGUCGUGAGGGCGCAUCCAGAGCAUCACCGACACCGCGUCUCGCCGGCAUCCCUCCCGGUUCUAUACCUUCCGUUCCAUCCACCACGCGAAGUGGAUCUUUCGCUUCAAAUGCCUCACUUACCACCAACCUGUCAAGUAUUAAUUCUUUUACUGGCAGAUCACCUGGCGGCUUAUCUAGUGGAGGACUUUCGCCCGUUGACGUCAUCUCAAACUCGCCUUAUAACAUGCCGAAUUCUCUCGGUCACUCGCCACGCGCUUCGCUUGCACGUGUCCCCCACCAGCGUAACCUUAGUAGUGAAACAAGACGCCUCGCAUCGCCCCGUAAAGUGAGUGAAGUAUCUAAAACCGGUAUCUCAAAGAUACCUGGUGGUUUCUUCAUGUGCGAAUGCUGUCCCAAAAAGCCAAAAAAGUUUGAGACGGCAGAAGAACUAAGCACCCACGAGGCCGAAAAGCAAUACGAAUGUUCGUUUUGCGGCAAUCGGUUCAAGAAUAAGAACGAAGCAGAGCGCCAUCAAAACAGCUUGCAUGUAAGGCGACAUAGUUGGUCGUGCUCUGCGUUGCUUCUUUCGCGGUACGACCGCGCGUUUCACGAGAGUACCAACCGACCUGGCGAAGCAGACACAUGUGGUUACUGCGGAGAAGAAUUUGAGCGCCACGGUGGUGUUGGGCGUCCACGACAGCCAACGGAGCAGGAUUGGGAUGAACGACUGAAACAUCUUCAAGAGGUGCAUAAAUUCCGCGAAUGCAACUCGAGCAAGAAAUUUUACCGUGCAGACCAUUUUCGACAGCAUCUAAAGCACAGCCAUGCGGGGACCAGUGGUAAAUGGACUAAUAUGCUAGAAAAUGCAUGCAUGCUCGAUGAAGAGCCACCACAACCGUCAAGAUGAGCGAAUUGAACCGACCAUCAGUGAUGGGGUUGGGUAGCAAUACUGCGCGGGGUUUUCGAAGGGGAAAAAAGAAUCAACAAGCUGUGGAUGUGAAUUACUCGGGUUUCGUUGGUUGGGGGGUUAAUGUGUCCAUCGACGCACAGCAACCGGCCUACAAUUGGGCGGUGGGAUGAAAGGGAUCAGUCGAAUCAAGAGUAAUCAAUCAAAUCAAUCAAUCAAUCGUGUGCGGUUGCGCCCUCGGAGUCUUACCUCAUCUAGGAGCAGGCUGGUUUGCUUUGCCGAUCUCCCGCCCGUUGGAUGCACGCUCGCGGAGAUAAAUUAAAUGGUCGGUUGCGGCACGAUUAUCAAGUCGAUGCCCUUUAUACAACAGGCCUAAACCGGAAAGUAAAAUC